Messenger RNA from Cladophialophora carrionii CBS 160.54, 2040 nucleotides. RefSeq lists its product as uncharacterized. The record is from RefSeq and is a predicted model, not a curated record. The transcript has a single exon. The coding region runs from base 1 to 2040 and encodes 679 amino acids. Gene Ontology annotation, biological process: positive regulation of transcription by RNA polymerase II. Gene Ontology annotation, cellular component: nucleus. Gene Ontology annotation, molecular function: transcription cis-regulatory region binding; DNA-binding transcription factor activity, RNA polymerase II-specific; zinc ion binding. NCBI's taxonomy places the organism in Eukaryota, Fungi, Ascomycota, Eurotiomycetes, Chaetothyriales, Herpotrichiellaceae.
AUGACCCGGGACUCGUCGACCAAAUCGACGCCCACUUCGCAGGCACUUCAGAACAGCCCCCUUUCGAUGAAGGAGACUGAGGCUCCUCAGCCGAAGCCGGACAACGUCCCAUCGACGAAACCCAAACGAGUUAGAACCGGCUGUUUGACAUGUCGCGAGAGGCAUCUCAAAUGCGACGAGGGCUUACCGAAUUGUCAGAACUGCAAGAAGUCCAAUCGCAAAUGCAAGCGCGGCAUUCGCCUGAACUUCAUUGACAUAUCAUGCGACCCGACUCUGUAUGUCGUGCCUCGACCGCAGGAUUGGAAGAUCACCUUUCAGGAUGAUUCCCGCGACAUUGCUUCCGAAUAUCAGGGCGGUCUCGAGAAGUACCAUCCGCUUGAACCAGAGCCGAAACGACAGAGGUUGGACAUGCCAGAGAUGACCUACGAUUACGGACAUAUUGCCGCCCCGCUCAUGGCUCAUCAGCCGCUACCUGGUCCACAAUACUCGAACACUUAUCCCGAACCACCUCAAGCGAUUUACUCGACUGCGACAAACCAUACCUUUGAUGAAGCAGGAAACACCAUGGCAUCCUUCUCAGACCCUAGCCAAGCAGUUAGGCAACAUUAUCCACCAACGAUGAUGGCCCCUUCUGAACCAGAAGAAUCCUUACCCUUCUUAGAGGACCGUGACGAGGUCUUGUACAUGCAGGUAUUUGUGGAAGAGGUGGGACUGUGGAUGGACUCUAUGGACCCCGACAAGCAUUUCACUCGCGUCAUUCCUUUCCAAGCACUCAAGGAGCCUAUGCUGCGAUACGCGCUCCUGGCGUGUGGGAGUCGGCACCUGACUUUGAUCAGUUCAAUUUAUUCUGAAGAGCACGCGCUGAACUACUACAACCACGCGACGAAGCUGCUACUGAAGUCCCUCCAAAAUCCUGACCGAGACAGUGUAUUAUGUGCCACCACGGCUACCAUCCUCAAUGUCUAUGAAGUCAUGUCCGAGAAAGCUCUGCAGAGGAUGAACCAUAUCGCAGGCGCCCGUGCGUUGAUCAAGGAAUGUCGAUGGGACGCCACCUCCACUGGUAUCGGUUCUGCCUGCUUCUGGCUGAACGUUGGGCUAGAGCUGUUCAGCUGCUUGCAUUUCAACUGGGGUGUCGCUUGGGACCCCGAUACAUGGGGCAUCAAUAUGAACAUGGAACCUCAACGCGUUGGCGGGCACGAAGAGGACUGGACCCACAAGAUGCUCUGGAUUCUGUCCAAGAUCACCAACUUCCGGGCCGAAGCGCAGCGACGAUAUCACGACGGCAGCGUACACGCGGAGCAAAUGCGCUUACACCAACGGCAUCAGCAGUGGCUGGGUCUCGAGCAGUUUUGUGACCGCUGGAAUAAGUGCAUUCCACCCACCAUGCACCCGCUUGGACAAGUUCCGUCAUAUCUGACAAAGUCGAAAAGUUCGUUUCCGGAGCUCUGGCUGAUCAAAAGGACAACCAUCGUCGCAAGAUUGUUCUAUCAUACGGCCAUGGCCUUGCUUGGCGCCGUGCAUCCCCUGGCGACUAUGCAGCCUCAGACGGCAGAGGAGAUGCAAGAAAUGAGACUACAUCAUUCGAGACAGAUCUGCGGUAUCGUGGCCCACGUCAAAGACAGGGGCGUCGCCUCGGCUUCGAUUCGAUGCCUGGCAGUAGCUGGAGAGAAUCUCACGUCCAGACGUGAGCAAGAAGAAGUACUCCAAAUUUUCGAUCGGAUCAAAAAGGAGACUGGCUGGCGCGUGGAUUUCAUCCACGACGACCUCCGCGAGAAAUGGGGCUGGACCAGCAGUGCCCCAGACUACGACAGUGUAAGCACAACAUCGACAUACUGUCCAUCUUCGACGUCCUCGACGCAGGCGGCCGCGACAUCUUCACGACCCAAAUAUCCCGUCGGGAUAGUCAAUCCAUUAUACAAGAACGCCGACUUCUCCGCCCAGAACCCGCCCUACCAGGGGAAUUAUGUGCCUCCGACGCACGCAAAUGUUGUCCAUAAUGAAACACAAAUGUUUGGAUUUUCUAGCAUCGCAGCGAUUUGA